UUCGGCAUCGUGUCACCCAGGAGCUCUCAAGACCUCCACCACCUACCUGCGUAGCUCAGCCCCAGCUCAGAGCCCACUACCCACCCAAGGAUGCCUGGAGAAGCAGAGGCUGAGAUCCCAGCCUGCAAGCCGGAGGAACAGGUGUCAGAACCCGCCAAGGAGCCCACCCCAGAACCCAGUGGGGCAGAAGCAGUUCCAGAGAAACAGGCUUCAGAACCCGCCAAGGAGCCCACCCCAGAACCCAGUGGGGCAGAAGCAGUUCCAAAACCCGCAGAAGAGAAAGCCACAGAACUCAGAGAACCAGCUUCAGAAAAGCCUAGCCCAGUACCCCCUGCAGUCUCCAAGCCCCCACCUGCAAGUGAAGAUCUCCCCAGCUGCCCAUUGCUGCUGACUGUGGAGGAUGUGAGUGACAGCUCAGUGACUGUGAGUUGGGAACCUCCAGAAAGCCUGGGACGGCUGGGGAUAAAGGGUUACGUGCUGGAAUAUCAUCUAGAGGGAGCCUCAGAAUGGGUACCUGUGAAUAAUGCACAGCCCAUGAUGGUCACCCAGCAUACCCUGCGAAAUCUGGCUAUAGGAAACAAGCUCUUUGUUCGAGUAUCUGCUGUGAGCCCAGCCGGUGCUGGCCCUGCUGCUGUCUUAGACCAACCUGUCCACAUCAAGGAGUUAAUUGAGGCCCCCAAGAUCCGGGUACCCCGCUACUUGCGCCAGACGUACCUCCGCAAGGUUGGAGAAGUCAUUAACCUCCAGAUCCCUUUCCAAGGUAAACCCAAGCCUCAGGUCACCUGGACCCAUAAUGGCCAUGCCCUGGACACCCAACGUGUGAAUGUGCGGAAUGGGGAGCAAGAUUCCAUCCUCUUCAUCCGCUCAGCUCAGAGAAACGAUUCAGGACACUAUGAGCUCAGCGUUCGACUUGAUGACCUGGAAGCCAAAGCAGAGAUUGACAUCUUGGUGAUCGAGAGACCUGGGCCCCCCAAAAGCAUCAAGUUGUUGGACGUGUGGGGCUUCAAUGCUGCUCUGGAGUGGACACCCCCGGAGGACACUGGCAACACAGAGUUACUGGGCUACACGGUGCAAAAAGCAGAUCGGAAGACAGGGCAAUGGUUCACGGUCUUCGAGCGCUGCCACCGGACAAGCUGUACAGUGUCUGACCUCAUCAUCGGCAAUUCUUACUCCUUCCGGGUCUUCUCAGAAAACCAGUGUGGUCUGAGCGCCACAGCCCCUGUCACUGCUGAGCUUGCCCACAUCCAGAAGGCAGAUACUGUUAGCAAGAAAGAAGGCAUCCAAGAGAGAGACUUCUCGGAAGCCCCCAAGUUUACCCACCCCCUGGCGGACCACACGACCACUCCUGGUUACAGCACGCAGCUGUUCUGCUCCGUUCGAGCCUCCCCCAAGCCCAAGAUCAUCUGGAUGAAAAACAAGAUGGACAUACAGGGUAACCCCAAAUACCGGGCUCUCAGCGAGCAAGGCAUCUGCUCCCUGGAGAUCCGCAAGCCCAGCCCGUUUGACGCAGGUGUGUACACCUGCAAGGCCAUCAACGCCCUGGGCGAGGCAUCCGUGGAUUGUCGGCUGGACGUGAAAGCUUCUGCCACACAUUGAAGAAGACCGGAAGUUUCUCACUAAAAAGAUGCUGCUGGAGCUUCCAUUGGGGCAAGUCAGGAUCUUUGGCCAGAAGACCCUUUAUCUGCAUACCCAAUGGCUGGUAGCUCAGCUCCUUUCUCCUCUCAAAACUGGAGGCAGGAGAGCUGGUCUCAGUGGACCACCAGGGAGAAUGAGCUGGCUAUCCAGAGCUUCAAAGACCAGCUUUGAAAAGCAGGGUCCUUGAAUAAAGACACGUGUAUGGUGUCA
Antechinus flavipes (yellow-footed antechinus) is the source of this 1845-nucleotide messenger RNA. It is a transcript of the gene MYBPH, whose product is annotated as myosin binding protein H. The transcript is spliced from 11 exons. Bases 91 to 1596 code for a protein of 501 amino acids. The record is from RefSeq and is a predicted model, not a curated record. Lineage: Eukaryota; Metazoa; Chordata; Mammalia; Dasyuromorphia; Dasyuridae. Gene Ontology annotation, molecular function: protein binding.